Molecule: messenger RNA, 369 nt
Organism: Caenorhabditis remanei
Lineage: Eukaryota; Metazoa; Nematoda; Chromadorea; Rhabditida; Rhabditidae
Exons: 3
Coding region: 1-369 (122 amino acids)
Source: RefSeq, a predicted model, not a curated record
AUGAAUCAAUGUGUUCGUGCCUUUAACAACUGCUUUUUUUCCGACACCAAUACAGUAAAUAGGAUUCACGGAUUACAGCAGGGAUUAGGCUUACCUUCAGUGUGCACAUCGGCUCGAUUGAUCCCCCGGAGGUGUCCAUAUCGACGUCAUUCUGCUGCACCUCCUGCUGCUCAUUUUGGGAUGUCGUUGCCGCAACUGCUGAAAUCGAAUCACGAGCUCCGAAUGCCAGUCGUCGACGUCGAGCUUCUGAUUGGACCAGUGUUGCGAUCACUUGCUUUGUUGACAAGUCUUCACAUAAUUCUAUUGGCGUUUUUCCAUUCUUCGUCUUCGCAUGAAUAUCUCCUCCGUAUUGGCAAAGCAGUUCGAUGA